This is a messenger RNA of Girardinichthys multiradiatus, 3186 nucleotides long. It is a transcript of the gene dffa, whose product is annotated as DNA fragmentation factor, alpha polypeptide. The transcript has 6 exons. The record is from RefSeq and is a predicted model, not a curated record. NCBI's taxonomy places the organism in Eukaryota, Metazoa, Chordata, Actinopteri, Cyprinodontiformes, Goodeidae. Gene Ontology annotation, biological process: apoptotic process; regulation of apoptotic process. The coding region runs from base 109 to 1053 and encodes 314 amino acids.
UCCGCGUUACGAAAAGGGCAGGAGUAGUUGAACGUUUAGCACUGCAGUUUCGUGGUUUCUAGGUCGAAAACUCAAAAUAAAUAUCGGUUUUUAAGCUUGAGGCUCAUAAUGACAGACGGGAGACCCUGCAAAGUGUGUAACUUCACACGGCAGAAGUCGUACGGCGUGGUUGUUCCCUCGUUGGAUGAGCUGAAGAAAAAAGGAUGUGAGUUUCUUGGAGUGAAUCAAACUGACCUGGUCUCUGUGGUCCUUGAGUGCGAUGGGACCAUAGUAGAGGAUCAGGCCUACUUUUUGUGUUUACCAUUUAACACAAAGUUCAUGUUGCUGCAUGAUAAAGAGACAUGGGUUCCAGCUCGCAAGAUUGAUGGUGGGACGGCUUGGAUGGCGAGGGAGUCCGUGUUGCUGGAAGCUGACGUCGUCGACUCCUCCAUUCUUGCAGUACCGUGGUGGAAUCUGGCGCUGCAGCUGAAGCAAGACCUGGCCAGUAUCAUCCUCAUGUCGGAGGGAGACCUACAGUCAUUAGUGGAUGCGCCAUGCUCUGAACUAGCCUCUGCCCUGGGCUUCCAAGAGAAGAAGACAGUGGAACUUCAGGAGACGCUGCAGAGGGUUUUGGAUCGCAGAGAGGAGGAAAGGCAGUCCAAAGAGCUGCUCCAGCUGUACCUCAAAGCUGUGGAGAAAGAGGACAGACGGCAGGAGGAGGCGAGCACGCCCAGCCAGCAUGGUGCUGGAGGCGUGGAUUUGCCCGAUGGAAGGGAGGUGGACUCUGCGUCCGGAUUCAUGUCCAGGACACUGAUGGUCCUGAAAGGCAAAACGAGCCCAGAGACCCGACUCUCUACUGAGGAUUUGCAGAUGGUAGUGAGCAGAGGGCUGGAAGCCAUGCAGCAGGUGCUGGGCUGGGACAUAGCAAGGACGACCACGCUGCUGCAGGCCUGCGAAGCGGAGCUGUCCACGCGCCUGAAGCAGAUACGGGCCAUGCAGUCCAUCAGCAGCACACAGCAGGAUGGCAGCAGACAGGAGGAGAGCGCAGCAAUGGCGACCCACGGCAGCAGCUAAGCCAAAGCUUUACCUUAGCAGAGACUGAUAAGGAUUCACACUAACCUGCCUAAGGGUCAGGAGAAUGGAAUUUGCGCUGUGUUGCUGUUUAUAUAUUCACUGCUGGAAUACAUAAAUGUUAAACAUGUGGAUAUCUGCAUCGUUUCAAGAAAGCUGCAAAGGAGCCAAAGCCUAGAGAACCAUUGGGCUUAUUUGCACAAAUGUGUUCAGAUUUAGUUGCUUUUAAUUUGGAUUGGUAUUUUGCUGGGAGAGAAUCAUAUCCUUGUGAAUAUUAACAAACCAGCACCCAGCAGGCUUAUAUAGUGAUGUAACAGAGGCAAGUCAACAAGCAUGUCACCCAGUACCUGGCAAGUAUGGAGAGCUAAAUGUGCCAUGGUUCACAAAAUAACGUGUUAAAUAAAUAUUUAUAUAUUUGGAAAUUUAAAUCAAAUUUGGUCAUGCAUUCACUCAGUAAUAAAGUUAUCUAUAAGUCUACAAACAUGUCUGUUACGAAAUACAUAAUUACACGUGUAAACCGUUUAAAGCUAAAUUCAUUGUUACAACCGUAUGUAAUUAUUAUAGUAUUAAUUUAAUGAUUUCAUAGUCCUGUGUCGCUGCUCAUGGUGGAAUUGUUUACUAUUGGUCCUCGUUGAAGUCAGUGGGCGGGACUAACACAGCUAUACACAAGGUGAUUGGUCUACUGUGGCUUAACCAAUCUAACAUCAAGGUAUAUUUGACUAGCUAAAGUGACUGUUCACAUUAUUUCAUCAUGCAAUGUAGAUAGGGGAGCACUUAAAUAAUUAUAUAUAGUUUAACUUACAAGUAGUUAAAGUUUUAUUUAUAUUAAUGAUUUACAAAGUGUAUUUAAUAUCUUAAUGACACAUACAUAUUAAGAUUUUAUUGAUUGGAUUUGUUACAGUUUUAUUUGAAGUAGCACAUACAAGUAUUUGAUAGCUUAUUUUCUGGAUUGUGGCUCUUUUAGGCCUCAAUACUGAAAGCUAAACAACCGAUACAUAGAUUUUUCUUUGAACGUCUUUGUGUUGUCCACUAGAUGGCACUAUACAGGGCUUCUUAGUCUUCAACUUUGUCCAGAUUUUCCACGUUAGCUUUGAAUUUCCUUUAGUUACAUAUUAGAGCUGGACACUCAUUCGUUUUCUGUUUUAAUUUUGAUUUUGUUUUUUUUACUAAAGGCACAUUUUUACUCCUAAAACUAGCUUAUUGCACUUUUUUGCAGGAACCCUUGAAUAGAUCACUGUUUAGGGAAGAGUCCAGAAAUUCUGUGUUUUGUAAUCUGACGUUACUCUGAGCUCGGUCUUCAUUGUUUUGCUUUCAGUUAGAUGCGUUGCUUUGUCGGUCCAUUGUUAGAUGCAACAUUUACAGGUGAGUUUUAUUAUUGCUCGACCUAAAAGCAGCUUAGCUCCCAGUCUGUUCUCCAAGUUAGGUUAACUGCAGUUAGCUUUGUAUUUAGUAAUCUGUUUCAAAACUAUUAUUAUUAUUAUUAUUAACUGUUAUUAUUAUUCGCAUUUAACUGUGGUUAAACAUGAAUUCUUCCCACAGAUGAAAAACUAGUUCUUUGGGGAGUUUGGGGAAUGUACUUCCUGAUGUUGUUACCUUGUUAUUCACCAUCUUUUACAUACCUCCAGUAAUAACAGUAGGUGUGCUCUAUGUUUCAUCAGCUGCAACAUUUUAACAGAGGUUAAAGAUAAGAUCUACCCAAGCAGACUUUUACAACACAGCCAGAAACCAGUAACACUAGCAGAUUAACAUGUUAUUUGCUUACUCCGGAUGAUUUAAGUCUAUAUCUUGCACCCAACCCUGACAGUUAUGUGUCAGUCUGAAGGAUGUGUGAUGUAAGACCGUGUGCGCAGGUCCGUGUGACAUGAACACGAGGUAGGUUGUCUCCGCAGUCUCUGAAACCCUGAAAAAAAACAACGGUCUUAUUAUAAAAAGGUGCUCCAUUCACAGCUCUCCCGUAAUUAGUGAGUAUUGUAUCUUUUGAAAGAGUAGUUGAGCCUCAGCGUGUUUCAGCCUAUUGCUUUUUUUGAAUAGUUUUUAAGCAGAGGUUAAAGGUGUGAUGUUUGUGUAUAGUGAUGUAAGGGGUACAUUUUCCCAUGUUUUUUGGUAAAUAAACGUAUCUCCAGUCUCUUGACAGUA